AGUGACGUGCAUAUUUCACGGCUAUACUACUCAAACAGAUUACACAGGUUGCCCCUCAACGCUCACUUGCUUUCACAAUUGUGUCGCGGAGCUUUAGCGACGCCAGCUCCUUAUGCGCUACGCCCAAUUUUGUGAAAAAGCACGCUGCUGCAUACUGAACAAAUGUGGGCCGCUCAGCGCCGGCCAGCCCUGUAUUGCACGGACGCCCUGCUCAGCUGUAACUGAGCGUACCGAAGCGUGCAACAUCGUAUCUAGUAUCUGUGUUGCUGGGAUAGUGUAGACUGGACCGAGUCGGCGGCACGGACGAGCCGCCCAGCCAACGUGCGUCCCCUUCCAGCACCCUCAAGCAGCACCCUGUUCCGCCAACGCCAUGGCUGUUUUACUGCGGGCACACCCAUCAGCAGCCACCCCGACAGAUGCCACAAGGCCUGUCACCUGGCGGCAAGUGCCGCCUGCCGCUAGCCUCACAGCUGCCUGGCCUCCCCCGGCCUCCAGGAGGGCCGCCACGGUGCCGGCGGCGCUUGCUGCAGCCGGCAGCGAGCAGCCGUUAAACACUGGUCGGCAGCCUCCCUCGCUGGCUGAGCGGCCGCGACCUCCACCCUCAGCGGGAGGUCAUCGCCGGCAGGUUCCGUCCAUCCUGCCGGUGCCUGGCGAACAGAAGGCGGCCGGCGCGGCGCCCACCCACGUAGACCCAGCGAUGCCGGCUCGGGACGUUUUGGCACCAGCCGACAAGGAGGGGGCCCAGCGGCUGGCGCAGCUGGCUGCAGGGGCAGCAGGGGCGGGUCGCCAUCACAGCUCUGGAGCUUCGGACUCUGGGGCCUCCGGCAGUACCGGGGCGGCGCCGGAGGAGCGGCCGAGGCAGCCGCCGCCGGCUCCCCGGCGCCGCGCAGUGCCAGUGUUCAGCGACGUGGACCAGCAGGUGUCCGCCGCGUAUGACGGCCUGCAGGUGACGGUCACCGGCCGCGACCCGCCCGCGCCCUUGGCCUCCUACAACCAGCUGUCGGGGCCCGCGGCGCGCUACAAGGUGGCGCCCCUGCUGCUGCGCAACGCCGCGGCCGCCUACCGCCUGGCCCGACCCACACCCGUGCAGGCGCACGUGCUGCCCGCAGUCAUGGAGGGCCGUGACGUGCUGGCGGUGUCCGUGACCGGCAGCGGUAAGACGCUGAGCUACCUGCUGCCCUGCCUGGCCCAGCUCAUGAGCGGGCGGCCGCGGCCCGGCACCAAGAACAGUGCCAGCCCGGACGCCCUGGUGCUGGUGCCCACACGAGAGCUGGCGGAGCAGGUGUACGCGGACGCCCAGCUACUGCUGCGCGGCAGCCACCUCAAGGCGCUGGCGGUGCACGGCGGCGUGUCGGUGGCAGAGCAGGUGCUGGCGGUGAGGGGCAGGCUGCGGCGCAGUGGCGGCGGUGUAGACCUGCUGGUGGCCACGCCCGGCCGCCUGGCCCAGCUGGUGGAGCGGCGGGUGGUGCGGCUGGGGCGGCUGAGCUGCCUGGUGCUGGACGAGGCGGACAGACUCAUGGACCUGGGGCUGUGGCCGGACCUGAGGGUGCUGCUGAGCCACAAGGACCUGCCCACGGCGCGCCAGACGGUGCUGACGUGUGCGGCGCUGCCCAGCGAGGAGCAGGGCGGGCGGGCGGCGUUGGAAGGGCUGCUCCGGGACGCGGUGUCGGUGUGUGUGGGCGAGCACCGCCUGGGCGAGCGGCGGGACGGGGCGCCGGCCAGCAGCAGCGGCGGCCUUGUGAGCCCCGUGGUGCGGCAGGUGGUGGAGCUCGUUGACGGCGGACGGGGGGCGGAUGUGGAGGCGCUCAAGGCCGCCCGCCUGCUGCAGCUGCUGGCACCCGUCACAAACGAGGGCGUGGCGGCGGGCGCGGACGCGACGGGCGGCGGGCCGGCGGUGGUGUUCACUCGCAGCCUCCAGCGCGCGGAGGAGGUCGCGCGGCAGCUGGCAGCGCGCGGAGUCAGCGUGGCGCUCAUGCACCGGGACCUGACGCAGGACCAGCGUGACGAGGCGCUGCAGUGCUUCCGCUUCGGCGUCACCAGCGUCCUGGUGGCCACCGGCCUGGCCUCGCGCGGUCUCAACUUCCCGGAUGUGGGCCACGUCAUCAACUACGACGUCCCCCUGUCGCUGUCCGGCUACGUGCACCAGGUGGGCCGCACAGGCCGCGGCGGCAGGCCCGGACUGGCCACCACCCUGUUCACAACCCGCGACCGGCCCCAGGCAGCAGCCUGGCUGGUGGACUGCCUGCGGUCGGCCCCGGGCGGCCAGGUGCCGGCCUGGCUGCAGCGGCUGGCGGCGGAGGCGGCCAUGAAGGCGGCGGCGACGGAGGAGGGGGCGCUCGAGGCGGCGGCCACGGCAGCGGGCGGCAGCGGGGGCAGGCGGGGAGACGGGAUCACGGUGCGGCCGCGCGGGACGGGCCGAGGUGCCCUGCCCGGCACUGGGGCAGCGGGUACCCGGGGGCGAGCGCGCCAGGUGUUUGAGUUAAGUGGCGACGUGCUGGCGGGUGGACCAGAGGGGGACGCCGGGGAGGCAGCAGCACAACUGGGCGCAGUCACGGAGCAGGAGCUGGGGCGAAGUACCGGUGGUGACGGCGGCGCGGCAGCAGAAGCACGAUUCGGCGUGUUCCUGCCGCCCCGACCCGGUCGCCGCCAAGGUCCUGCAGUGGCCCUCCAUGGUGGCGCUGGUGGCCGGGGUCUGGCCGUCGAUGAGGCGGGGCCUGUGGCCACUGCCGCCGCUGCCGGAGACCUGGCGGGCAGCGUCACUGCCUCGGCAUACGCUGCGCCAGGCAGCGGCGGUAGCGGCGGAGCUGUGGUGGACAGGCGCCAUGACGCGGAGGCCUGGCAGGCUGUUUUUGACUUGGCACUACAGCCGCUGCAGCCACCCAAGCGGCAACAGAAACAAACAGCCCUGGGUGGGACGGCGCCGGAGGACGCAGCGGCGGGUUCUGGUAAGAGCUCGCGGCGGCGCCGUGGGAACCUGGAGCCCAGCCGUGAGGGUGCAGCGGGGGCCAGGGAGGAGGCCGUGGACGAGGAGCACGUGGCAGCACAGCAGCAGGGGGCAGGGCGGGGGGGCCUGCUGUUUGCGGAUGGCUCAGUGGUGGCGGAUGCGCGGCCCGAGGCGGGUGUGAGCGUGGCGCCCCAGCGGCAACGGCGGGCGGGGAGGCGGGCGAGCGGCUGAGGUAGCGGUGCAUGCGCCUGGUUGGUAGGCUCGCGACUUGCGUUGGCAGGACGACGGAGUGACUGCUCGGGACUCAUGGCACUGCUGAUUUAGGUAGGUAGGUCAGUACGAGUGUAGGCCCGGCCUGACACCCUCCCUUGCAGCACGGGGCAGAUGUGGCUGCCACUGUGCAGGUAGGAUUCUGUUGCCGGCUAUCGGCUGCCUGGCCUUGCAGCUAGGAAGUGUAGGAAAAGGGACUAAGGCCAGCCGCCAGGCAAGAAGGCUUUAGUUCCGCAGAACUUGUGGUUUGCGUUUGCGGCAGCUGGGCCGCACCUGGCCGCACUGGCGCCGCGGAAAGACCCUUGAGCCCUUCUCAAUUUACAGCUAAAUUGCAAGCCAAGGGGUUUUACGGUAGCCUGGUAUUGCCGCUAUCAAGCUAUGGUAGCACGUGAUGGGCUAUGGACGUGUGCCGGGCUCGCUACAGCCAGUGCUGCCUUCGCAGUGGCAGCCAGUCACCCAUCAUGACUGCCAGGUACCCCGCCGCCGACCCCGCAUACAAGCAGUGCGCACAUGCAGACAUGCUAUGUACCUCCCGUCCU
Chlamydomonas reinhardtii is the source of this 3753-nucleotide messenger RNA. RefSeq lists its product as uncharacterized. The coding region runs from base 371 to 3175 and encodes 934 amino acids. The record is from RefSeq and is a predicted model, not a curated record. Gene Ontology annotation, molecular function: ATP binding; nucleic acid binding. The transcript is spliced from 7 exons. Lineage: Eukaryota; Viridiplantae; Chlorophyta; Chlorophyceae; Chlamydomonadales; Chlamydomonadaceae.